Molecule: messenger RNA, 753 nt
Organism: Arabis nemorensis
Lineage: Eukaryota; Viridiplantae; Streptophyta; Magnoliopsida; Brassicales; Brassicaceae
Source: the annotation of a GenBank genome assembly
AUGAGUUUACUGUCUUCAGAUCUCAAUCAAACCCUUGUCGUAGAAUCAGCAACAACUGAAUUCACAACCUUAAUCUACAAAGGAUGUGCAAAACAGCAGUUCUCAGAUCCAACUGGUUUAUACUCACAAGCUCUUUCUGCUAUGUACGGCUCAUUGGUCUCUCAAUCUACUAAAACCAGAUUCUACAAGACAACUACAGGAACAAGCCAAACCACAAUCACUGGUCUGUUUCAGUGUAGAGGAGAUUUAAGCAACCAUGAUUGUUACAACUGUGUUAGUCGUCUUCCUGUUCUCUCCGACAAGCUUUGUGGCAAAACCAUUGCCUCUAGGAUUCAACUUUCCGGUUGCUAUCUUCUCUAUGAAGUCGCUGGCUUUUCUCAAAUUUCAGGUAUGGAGAUGUUAUUCAAGACAUGUGGGAAGAACAACAUCGCCGGAACAGGAUUCGAGGAGAGGAGAGACACGGCGUUUGGUGUAAUGCAAAACGGUGUCGUUUCAGGGCACGGAUUCUACGCAACCACGUACGAAUCUGUCUACGUUUUAGGACAAUGCGAAGGCGAUGUCGGAGACUCCGAUUGUAGCGGCUGCGUUAAGAACGCGCUCGAGAAAGCUCAGGUCGAAUGUGGAAGCUCGAUCUCUGGAGCAACAGGGAAAACGGUGGCAAUAAUAGUAGGAGGAGCAGCUGGUGUUGGCUUUCUUGUCAUUUGCUUGCUUUUUGCCAAAAACUUGAUGAAGAAGAAACAUGACGACUAUUGA